This is a messenger RNA of Pungitius pungitius (ninespine stickleback), 3418 nucleotides long. RefSeq names its product oxysterol binding protein-like 1A (gene osbpl1a). NCBI's taxonomy places the organism in Eukaryota, Metazoa, Chordata, Actinopteri, Perciformes, Gasterosteidae. Gene Ontology annotation, cellular component: plasma membrane; intracellular membrane-bounded organelle; perinuclear endoplasmic reticulum. Gene Ontology annotation, molecular function: cholesterol binding; protein binding. The transcript has 29 exons. The record is from RefSeq and is a predicted model, not a curated record. The coding region runs from base 55 to 3027 and encodes 990 amino acids.
CACGUGACGUUUAGAGGCCGCCCGGAAGUGGCUCAAAGGGUCUAAAGGGGUCACAUGCGACACGACGGGGGGGUCCGGCCCCAAGAGGACCCCGACCACCGCGGAUCUGCUCCCCUCGGGACCGGAACAGUGGAAGCAGGGUCCAUGGAGGAGCCGGAGGAGCAGUUCCUCCAGUUCGCCCGGAACGGAGACCUGCCGGGGCUCCAGAGGCUGCUCCUGUCCACCGUGAGGGAGGAGACGCACAUCGACAUCAACUGCAGAGGGAAGAGGAAGUCUAAUCUGGGAUGGACACCUCUUCACUUGGCCUGUUACUUUGGACACAAAGAUGUGGUGGAGGAGUUACUGAAGGUUGGUGCAGACGUUAACCUGCCCAACAACGUCGGAGACACACCGCUGCACAAAGCUGCCUUCACAGGGAGGAAGGAGGUUGUCAUGCUGCUGCUGCACUAUGAAGCAUGCGCUACUGUCAUCAACGGGACAGCACAGAUUCCCAGAGAUGUCACUCAGAAUGCAGAGAUCAGAGGCAUGUUGGAAGCCGCCCAGAGAACGGAAGAGAGGAAACUGGAGGAGGAACUCCUGGAAGCUGCUCGAGAAGGAGACCAGUCGACUUUAACUCGGCUGCUCAGCAGGAAGAAGAGUCCAGACAUCAACUGCAGGGACCUGCUGGGCAACACGCCGCUGCACUCGGCCUCCUAUCGAGGUCACAGGCCGUGCGUCCUGAAGCUGCUGCGGGGCGGAGCCAGCCCCAACGUGGAGAACAACAAAGGCCAGACGGCUUUGGACCUGGCGAGCAGUGCGGCGAUCAAGCUGGUCCUCGAAGGCAUCGCUCACGCAGGUGGGACCCGGCACGUGAAGAAGCACGAGGGCCUCCUCUGGAAGAGCUCCAGGUUCUUCGGCUGGCGCUCCUACUGGGUCGUCCUCCAGGACGGGGUCAUGUCCUGGUACUCCAAACAGUCGGAUGCAGCGUCCAACGUGAGGAGACAAGGCUGCAAGUCUCUGACGCGCUCCCAGUGUUUGCUGCGAGCCAAAGAAAGCAGCUCUUUCACCCUCAAGUGCUUCGAUGACAGCGUGCAUCACUUCAAAGUGUCUCCUAGCGGCGACGCCGAGGCAGCGGCCAAGGCCUGGCUGCAGGCGGCGGAGGAGCACUCGGCCUACAGCACCCACUACUGCUCCCAGGAGCAAGGCAGCGAGGAGGAGGAGCACGAGGAGGAGGCCAAGUCGGUCGGGGAGCUGACGGACUCGCUGCAGGCGGCGGAGGCCCACCAGGAGAAGCUGGAGGAGGAGGUGGAAGCUCUUGUCUCCAUGCUGAGGGACGGCGGGCUGACUGAGAGUUUUCCGUCCACUGUGACGCAGAAAUUACAAGAAAUCCGUGUGCUGUCUGGCGAGACGAGCUCGUGUCUCCGUGUCUGUCUCGGCCUCCUCUCCAGACAGGAAGUGGUGCGCAGCCUGAAACUGGAGCAGCAGGUGGAGAGGAGCCGCAUCCUGUCGGAGGCGCUGCAGACUUUGGCCACAGAGCAUCACCAGCUGGAGCAGUCGGUGGUCGGAGGCCCGCCGCCCCCCAGCGAGGACGAGUUCCACGACGCCGUCUCCGAAUCGGACUCUGAGACGUCUCUGAGCGGCUUUGAGACGGUGGCCAGUCGGUCCGGGGAGGACGAGGACGAAGGCUCCGUCAUGUCAGGCAGCCCCCCCCACGUGUCGGGGGAGGAUCGCCAUGGCGACGAGGAAGAGUCUCAACCCAACGGCAUCACGAAACACAGGACCAGCUUACCAGCCCCGAUGUUUUCGAGGAACGACUUCAGCAUCUGGAGCAUCCUGAGGAACUGCAUCGGGAUGGAACUCUCCAAGAUCACGAUGCCGGUGAUCUUCAACGAGCCGCUGAGCUUCCUGCAGCGCCUGGCGGAGUACAUGGAGCACACCUACCUCCUCCAGAGGGCCCACGCCUGCCCCGACUCCACCCAGAGGAUGAAGUGUGUGGCUGCGUUCGCUGUCUCCGCCGUGGCGUCCCAGUGGGAGCGGACUGGGAAGCCCUUCAACCCUCUGCUGGGAGAAACCUACGAGCUGGUCAGGGAGGACCUGGGCUUCAGGCUCCUCUCGGAGCAGGUGAGCCACCACCCUCCGGUCAGCGCCUUCCACGCCGAGGGCCUCCAGCAGGACUUUGUGUUCCACGGCUCCAUCCACCCCAAACUCAAGUUCUGGGGCAAGAGCGUGGAGGCGGAGCCUAAAGGCCUCAUCACGCUGGAGCUGCCCAAGCACAACGAGGCGUACACCUGGACCAACCCCACCUGCUGCGUGCACAACAUCAUCGUGGGGCAGCUGUGGAUCGAGCAGUACGGCACCAUGGAGCUGCUCAACCACAGAACUGGAGAGAGGUGCUGCCUCAACUUCAAACCCUGCGGCCUGUUCGGCAAAGAGCUGCACAAGGUCGAAGGUCACAUUGUGGACAAAAGCAGGAAGAAGCUGUGCGCUCUCUACGGGAAGUGGACGGAGUGUCUCUACGCCGUCGAUCCCGCCGCCUUCGAGGCGCACAAGAAGAGCGACAAGAAGGCGGCCGCGGAGAAGAAAGGCGGGAAAGCGGGCUGCAGUGGCGCUCUCGACGAGGUUCCCCCCCCGGCUGCAGACACCGUGGAGAUGAUUCCAGGCAGCCAGCUGCUGUGGAGAAUCGCACCCAGACCGGCCAACUCCACCCAGAUGUACAGCUUCACGUCCUUUGCGAUGCAGCUCAACGAGCUGCACACAGAGAUGGAGGCCUCGCUCCCCCGGACCGACUGCAGGCUGCGGCCGGACAUCCGGGCCAUGGAGAACGGAGACAUCGACGUCGCCAGCGAGGAGAAGAAGAGACUCGAGGAAAAACAGAGAGCCGCUCGCAAGGACCGCUCCAGCUGUGAAGAGGAGUGGAAGACGAGGAGUCCCGCCCCGGGCCCAAGGUGGUUCCAGCAGGGUCCGAACCCCCACACGGACUCUGAGGACUGGCUCUUCUGCGGCGAGUACUGGGACAGGAAGUUCAGCCAGCAGGCGGACAUCUUCUAGCUGAGGGACGACUCCUUUCCGAAGGACAGCGUGGCCUUUAUCUCCUCAGCGGCUGUAGAAGCUUUCAAAGAAGACCUUCAGUUGAUGGCGUGGAGAACCUCUCGUUUCCUUCUUUUUAAAUGUUGACACAGUGACUUUAAACAUAUUCAUGUAUAUAAACGUGUGUCUUCUGCUCGUAGACGAUGAAUCUCACUUCGACUUGUAACCCGAGUGGUGUAAAUCCUGUGAUUCCAUGAAGCACACCUCCCAUAUGUGCUUUAUUAUUACGUGUUCAUCAUGCAACCUGCCGGGGGUCAAAGGUCACACCACGUAGAAAUGGUUGGAUUUUAUGGCGUUUUGUCUCCCUGAGAGCAUCGAAGGUAUUUUAGUGGAAACUGAAAUAAAACUCUUC